Molecule: messenger RNA, 1553 nt
Organism: Arachis ipaensis
Lineage: Eukaryota; Viridiplantae; Streptophyta; Magnoliopsida; Fabales; Fabaceae
Cellular component (GO): cytosol
Molecular function (GO): holo-[acyl-carrier-protein] synthase activity; magnesium ion binding
Source: RefSeq, a predicted model, not a curated record
UGGAGCUCGUGGGUGACUCGCUGGAGUCUUCCCUCUGCUCCAUAUCUUCACCGCCCUCUCCACCUCGGCCUUCCAUGCUUGCUGCUGUUCUAGUUCUGCCGUCGCGUCAGUUCAGGAAGUUGUUCGUUGCUCUUCUCUCUCUCGUUCUCUCACGUUCGUCCUUAGCGGAUCAGGAAGCACAGGUGAGGCUCGAAACUAAUAUUCUAGAGUCUGAAGUUUGUUCUGUUGGGAACUUUAAGGAAAGGUCAUUUUCCUGUAUCCUAUGAUGUGUUGACCUUACUAAUGAGGUUGGAAAAAACAGAAGUGAGAUGAGCGCAAAGUGCUCUUAACAAGUUGCUUGAGCAACUAGCCGCUCAAACAUCCGUGGCUGGAGACCUCUCUUCCAUUCAAUUGGGAAAUAUUAACAGAAUUGCGUCUUUGGUUAGCAAGAAAAAGGAAACCAGUAGGAAUGAGAAUGGAGGAAGGCGUAAGGAGAUGGGUGGUGGACAUCUCAAAGUGGGACCCACAACCCCCUGACUUAUCCUUUCCCCUCUCUUUCCUUCCUUCCCACGAGCACUCCUCUGUUACCAGGUUUGUGAAAAUGGAAGAUAGGAAACGAGCACUUGUCAGCAGAAUGCUUCAGUAUGCUCUUGUAUCUGAUGUUCUGCGAAUCCCACUUAGUGAAAUUUCCAUAAAGCGAACACCCGAGGGCAAGCCAUAUGUGGAUUAUGAUAAACUUGGCCUCGGAUUACCUAAUUUUAAUUUCAAUGUAUCUCAUCAUGGUGACUAUGUGGCCAUAGCAUCCGAAUCUGUAUACCUUGUGGGGUUAGACAUUGUCUCCUAUGAUAUACCACAGGGAGAAACAAUUACAGAAUUCAUACAUUUCUUCGCAUCAUACUUUUCCAGUUUGGAAUGGGACAAUAUAGUUAAUGCUGGCACAUCUUAUGAUGUAUUAAUUGAAUUUUACAGGUAUUGGAGCCUAAAAGAAGCAUACGUUAAAGCCAUAGGGAGUGGACUGACUGAAGAGUUGCAUAAAGUGGAGUUUACUCACACAUGCUGGACUAAUAUUACUGCUAAAGUGGAAGGAAUGCCUAUGACAGAGUGGAGAUUUUGGCUGUUCGAGCUUGGAGAAAGGCAUUGCGUAUCAGUUGCAAAAGGUCACCCAAGAUCAGCUGCUAUGAACUAUAAAGCAACUUUGAAUAAAAUGGACUUUAUAGAAGACGAAUAUCAUCAAUUUCUUAAUCUUCCAAAUGUAGACUUUGUUGAACUAAGUAUAGAACAACUGCUGUUGGCUCUACAAAAAGCAAGGGUAGGUAAGCAUAGAAGUUAGGUGUUAAUGUAGGUUGGAAGAAAGGUUUGUAUAUCUCUUGAGCAAACAAUUUUUUCCAAUGACUAUGCAAUUACACUACUACAACAACAACAACAUCAACAACAAUAACAACUAUCCCACUACAUAAGCCAGACGAUGUCAUUGAACUAUAUCAUGUAUGAUGAACUCUAUCCUGCAUCAAGUCUAUAAUUUUCAUGUAAAUUUCCUUUUGCUACUUCAUGUAUGGUCUUUUUAGGUCUUUUUA